AUGAAAUUACCAAAAUUCCGAAGAACAGUUUCUCCUUCAGAUGUAAAUCUGAUGAUCAAAGAAGCCAUAGAUUGGCACCAACUCCUCCUCUUCCACAUCGACAAAACCCCCACAAGAACACCUCUCCGCUUCAAACAAAUCCACGCCUUAUUCCUCACCACCGGCCUCGCCGUCCACUCUCACCCUUUCAGUCGCCUCCUGCUCCUCUCCUCUCUCCCUCCUGUCUCCUCCUCCCUCGGCGGCGACCUCUCCUACUCCAUUUCCCUCCUCCUCCACUCCCCUCGCCCUCCUUCCACUUUCCUCUCCAACACUCUCAUAUCUUCCCUCGCCACCUCUGGCCACCACUUCCUCGCUCUCUCUCUCUUCUCCACCAUCAGCACCGCCCCCAAUUCCCACACUUACCCUUCCCUCCUCAAAGCCUGCUCCAAUUCGUCUCUGCUCCUCCCCUCGGGCCUCGCUCUGCACGCCCAUCUCUUAAAAACACUUUCUUUUCCCCUCGAUCCGGUCGUCCUCACCUCACUCGUCUUCCUCCACUCCCGCCGCGGCCGCCACCACGCCUGCCGCCAUCUCUUCGAUCAGAUUCCAAACCCCGACCUUCCCGCCUGGAACGCCAUUCUCACCUGCUCCGCCGCGAAGGAAGUCCUCUCUCUCUUCCCAAGCUUCCAGCUUUCAUCUUCUCUCCCUAACGAGAUCACGCUUCUCUCUCUAAUUGUGGCCUGCGGCGACCUCAGCGCCCUCACCCAUGGGAUCUGGGCGCACGCCUAUAUUAACAGAAGCAGCAGCAGCCGUCGCCUCCUAGUCUGCAAUCACUUCUUAGGGGCCGCUCUGAUUGACAUGUACUCCAACUGCGGCCGCCUGGAUUUUGCCCACCAGGUGUUUGCCCGAUUGCCUCAAAAGGACACUUUCUGCUACAAUGCCAUGAUGAGAGGCCUUGCCACUCACGGAGACGGCCAUGGUGCUCUAGCUCUGUUUAACGAGAUCAUAAGAGAGGGAAUUCAACCGGAUGAGGUAACCUUUCUAAUGGCCAUGUCUGCCUGCUCGCACGCCGGACUAGUUGAUGAUGGCUGCCGGUUUUUCGAUCGAAUGGAAGCGGAAUUUGGAAUUUCGCCGAAGUUAGAGCACUAUGGCUGCCUAGUUGGUAUUCUCGGUCGAGCGGGAGAGCUCAAGGAGGCCGACAAAGUCAUGGGGAGAAUGCCUAUGGAGCCUAAUGGAAUGCUACUGAGAGCUUUGUUGGGAGCUUUCAGAAUUCAUCACAGGUUGAAGAUUGAUGAGAAAGUGAUGAAUAUGUUAAUGGAAUUGGAGCCUAAUAAUGGAGAAAAUUAUGUGUUGCUAUCAAAUAUUUAUGCAAAUUUUGGAAAAUGGGAUGGUGCAGUUCAGAUGAGGAAAAAGAUGAGGGAGAGAGGUUUGGGGAAAAGAGCUGGUUUAAGUGGUGUUGAGAUUGAUGGGGUUGUUGAGGAGUUUGUCAAUGGAGAUCAAUCGCAUCCUCAGAAAAAAGAGAUUUAUGAGAUGAUUGAUCAGAUUAGCAGGAGAUUUCAUGAUUGA
Messenger RNA from Phalaenopsis equestris, 1542 nucleotides. Its product is annotated as pentatricopeptide repeat-containing protein At5g43790-like. Gene Ontology annotation, molecular function: protein binding; RNA binding. NCBI's taxonomy places the organism in Eukaryota, Viridiplantae, Streptophyta, Magnoliopsida, Asparagales, Orchidaceae. The record is from RefSeq and is a predicted model, not a curated record. Gene Ontology annotation, biological process: RNA modification. The transcript has a single exon. Bases 1 to 1542 code for a protein of 513 amino acids.